This is a messenger RNA of Botrytis deweyae, 3891 nucleotides long. RefSeq lists its product as uncharacterized. Gene Ontology annotation, molecular function: phosphorelay sensor kinase activity. The transcript has 3 exons. Bases 1 to 3891 code for a protein of 1296 amino acids. Gene Ontology annotation, biological process: phosphorelay signal transduction system; phosphorylation. The record is from RefSeq and is a predicted model, not a curated record. Lineage: Eukaryota; Fungi; Ascomycota; Leotiomycetes; Helotiales; Sclerotiniaceae.
AUGCCCACAAAGUUCAGUUCGGAAACAUCUGUUAGGGUGUCCGAAGUUCAAAGGGUACGAGAAGUUUACAAAUAUCUUCCCCCCUUUGCAGCACCCCUUAUCUCCCCGCUCAAACAAGAUGAUAAAAAUGCAGAAAGGUCGAAAUCCUACCCCAAGGCCUUUUCGUCAUCGGAUAGAGCACUCAAUGCCUUCGCGCAACUUGGUGCUCUGCGAUUAAGCGCAAGGCGGGCUAUGAUCUCCCUCGUUGAUCGUACGCAUGAAUAUAUAUUGGCAGAGUCGACAAAGACAUUAUCAUCACAGAAUGAUGAUGUGCACGAUGAUGGAGAUUCCCUAUGGCUAGGCUUACGAACUAUACCUCGCGAAGACUCACUAUGUGCUGCUGUUAUAAAUACACCGCGAUCAGAGAGCCAGCGUGACGACACUGAAUUUCGACCUAAAGUAAUACCAAAAGUUAUAAACGAUCUGUCCAACGAAACCUUGCGUUACGACCCCAAUAUUAUUGGAUGCCCGAAACUCCGGUUCGUGGCUACUGUUCCCAUACGAUCUCGUCAAGGAUUUGACAUCGGCGCAUACAGUGUGUUUGAUGACACCCCUCGGAGCGGAUUGUUGCCAGAAGAACUGGAGUUCUUAACAGACAUAACUGAUACAGUGAUGGAGCACCUUGAGAACAUUGCUGUAAAGAGAGAUCAUCAAAGAGGAGAGAAGAUGGUGAAAGGAUUGGGAUUGUUUGUAGAAGGUCAUUCUAGCAUUAAAUCUUGGUGGCUGCGCACUCGAAAUGAUCGCGAAACAUCCGUUCGGGGUCAAGAUUCAUAUGCUACAAGAAGCGUAGGAGGUCUGACAGCUCCUGAUGAAGAUACCAUCGAGAAUUUAGGGACUGCUGGCCCUGAAGCAAAUGCAUCAUCUGCUGAUCGAUUGGGAGAUAUGGAGGAGUCGAUAUCUCUACUUCCGACCUCAUCCUCACCUCCGAGUAAUCUUUGCAAUGAUCUGCCACUCAGGCCGAGAGGUGAAAAUGAAGAAUCGAAUGACCACUCCUCUGUUCAAGUGAGGGAUAUCUCACCCUGCUUCAAGGAACAACUCGAUCAACCAUCCACCCUUAAUUUGCCUAUUGAUUCUCCGCAAAUACCUUCUGACUCGCCAUUAGACUCGCCAUCAGACGAAACCCCCAGGAGUUCAUUAUCCAAAUCUCCUGAUCAAGCGCAUCUAUCCAUGCCGGCUGGAGCGACAACUAUCAACGAUAUCAAAACUCGUUCCCCUUCCGAAAAAGCCGAAGCUCUAAAAAGAAUGCUUUCCCGUGCGAGCAAUCUCAUACGUGAGUCGACAGAUGUGGAAGGCGUGAUUUUUUUUGAUGCUAAAGAAAGCUCUUUUGGGCAUCAAUCUUCUUUAAAUAACCGGGAGAGACCCGCUGGCUUACAUGACGCUGCACAAAUAUCCAGCAGCGAAGAUGUUUCAAGAACCUCUUCGCGGUACGAUACCUCGGAUAGUGUUAAUGGAAAAGAUUCUGACAGCAGGAGGUCAAAAAUGAAGGUACAGGCUUCACAAACACGCAUGUGUGAAGUACUAGCAUAUUCCACAGCCUCACGCUGUACAUUACGUGGUGAUACAAGCUUUCCAGAGCACCUCACUGUUAAAGAAAACUUUGUUCGCCGCCUUCUCAAGCGCCAUCCUCAUGGCAAAGUGUUUGCUUUCGACGAAGGGGGUCAUAUGUCGUCCAGUGAAGAUGAAAUGCUCGACGCUGUGCCGACCGGAGAAAUAUCAGUUGUUGCAGACACUUCCCAAAACUCGAUAGUUAAGAAAGCAUCUUCUAAGGUCAUGGAAGGUCGAACUAUGCUACAAAUAUUUCCCGGCGCCAGAUACGUUAUGAUUUUACCAUUAUGGGAUUCGCAUAAUGAGCGCUGGUUUGCUAGUACCAUGCUUUGGACUUCAGAUCCAACUCGGGUACUUAGUCUAGAUGACGAUUUAAAUUACGUGGCUGCUUUCGGAAAUAGUAUCAUGGCUGAAGUUUCUCGUCUAGAAAUAGUCGCAUCUGACCAAACGAAGACUGCUUUGAUAUCAUCAAUAAGUCAUGAACUGAGGAGUCCGCUACAAGGAAUUCAAGGAUCAAUCGAGCUUCUACAAGACACACAAAUCAACAACUAUCAAAGGAAUGCGUUGGAGACGAUUGGACAUUGUUCUACAACUUUACUUGAUACAUUAACUAAUGUACUUGACUAUGCAAAAAUCAAUAACUUCACCACAGUAAAAAAGACGGAACAAAGAGUGGUACGCAACUCGUCCAAGAUACGAAAAGCUGUUCCGGCGGAGAAGUUUCAGAUCUACGGAACAAUUAGCUUGACCUCAGAUCUUGAUAUUGCCUCUAUCACAGAGGAUGUCAUUAAUGGUAUAUAUGCUGGGCACGUUCAUCUUAUUCACUCGACUCCACAUGAUGCUUACACUGAUAUUGACUAUCUAAACUCACCUACCAAUUCUGAUUUUCAAGGAAUGAAGGAACCGGCGCCUUUAUCUGUAAUUCUUGAUGUAGACCACAAAUCCAACUGGACUUUUUUGACUCAACCUGGGGCUUGGAAGCGUAUUCUGAUGAACAUAUUUGGCAACGCACUAAAAUAUACCACAUCAGGAUUGAUCAAAGUCAGUCUUGGGUGUAAGACUGCUACAUCAAAAAAUUCAAGAGUCAAUCAAGCGUUGGUUACUUUGACGAUUAGUGAUACUGGUAGGGGGAUUGCGGAAGAUUUUCUGAAGCAUCAGAUAUACACUCCUUUUGCGCAGGAAGAUAGCCUGACACCCGGUGCUGGCUUGGGUCUUAGUAUCGUUCGUCAAAUUGUCGGAGCACUCGAUGGGAAAAUCGAUGUUUUUAGCAUCCAAGGUACUGGUACAGUUGUCAAGGUUGUUCUCAAACUAGACAAGUCCCAACCACAGUGUGGCGACGUACCUCGCAUGCCAAACAAUAUUGAAAGAGCUAGAAGUUACACUCAUGGCCUAGAGCUGGUACUGAUAGGAAUGGAAAUUUCACCGCCAGAGUCUGAGAAAAAAGCAGGUGGGGAAUCUAGCCAUGAUAGAUCUGUGGGGCCAGCAGUCUCUAGGAUUACCAGGAAUUGGUUUGGAAUGAAGCUCAGUCAAGCUGUUGAAUUUGAUGCAAAGACUGCAGAUAUCUUCAUGGUAACUUCCGAGAAAUUCUACGAACUGGAGAAUCAUUGGAAAACUCUCUACUCGGAAACUACAGGUGAUGCACAGAAGAAGCAUUUGAUUGUUUUAACAAGCUUUGAACAAUCAGAAAGAAGAACGUUAUUCGAGAAUCACCAAAAUAUUCAUUUCCUCAGCAAUCCAAUCGGCCCUAAAAAGCUCGCAGAUUGUUUUCUCUCUAUAUUCGAAAGGUCUCAUAAUUCCUUCCUCGCAAUGCCUCCUAAUGCACGACGAAUCACUUCUCCUUCUUUUCAUACGGGUAUUACUAAACCAGAUUACAAUCGUUCCCUAUCCGAAAUUCUCUCAUCCACCAAGCCGAUCGCACUCCUCGUCGAAGACAAUACCAUCAAUAUGAAAAUUCUCAUUGCGUGUAUGAAGAAAUUAUCUGUGCAAUACUACUGCGCGGUAAAUGGUCUGCAUGCAGUAACCACCUACCAAAACGCGAGAGUCAAACCGGAUAUUAUCUUUAUGGAUAUAAGUAUGCCGAUCAUGAAUGGGUUUGAGGCAUCUCGAAAGAUUAGAGGGUUAGAGAAGAAAGAGGGUUGGAAAGCAAGUGUUAUUGUGGCGGUAACUGGGUUGGCUAGCGAUGAGAGUCAAAGGGAGGCGUAUAGCAGCGGGAUUAAUCUUUUCUUGAGUAAACCUGUACCUCUGAAGGAGUUGGGAAAAAUUGUGUUGGAGAUGGAGAAGGAAAACGAGAGGAGAGCAAGUGGGUAG